CCCCAGAGGAGGCUCUAUCUCCUAGCUAUGGCUCCCUGGGUCAAACAGGGCAUAACAUUACACCCGGGGACAAAAAUCCUUUUUCAGUUGGAGAAGUUGGUGAAAUGAGGAAAAUGUAGGAUGCAGGAAGAUACCUAAAUAGAAUCUGGUAGAGUCUUGUGCACUGAAAGUUUUGGGAAGAAGAGCAGUGGACACCUAGAAAGAGGCAUCAGGCUUGAGGCCCAAGAAGAAUGGCUGACGCCUUCAGUACUCCUAUGAGUGCCCUGCAGUGUCCCCCCAGUUCAGCUGUCAUGGAUCAGCACCUGUAUCCCCUUGACCAGCCUGAAGACCUGCUUCACACAGGUCCCCAACAGGGAAUCUUGCAAGUGCCUCUGAUGUUGAGCUUGCCCACACCAGUCAUCAAUAUGUCCUGUAUUCCGGUGACUCUGAACCUUCAAAUGACCCCUUCUUUCUCAUGGAAUCCCAGCCAGCCCAUGACUAUUCCCUGCCUGUUCCCUAAUAUGAUCAUGCAGCCCAGUACCAGCACUGCCGCCCCUGUCAAGCUGGCACAGGUCCUGGACUCCAACAUCUCUUCCCAGCACCCUACCACUGCUAACCAGGUUCCUGUCAUCUGGGCCCAGAAUAACACGUUCAACCAGGUCCCUGAAGUCUACACCCAGGGCCCAGUCGUCUCCACCCAGGGCAGCUCAUCUGCUGAGGAACACAGGCAGAAGGUCAUGGAUGCUGCCGAAGCUCUCCUGAUUCUGCAUAACUCCCGGGAGGCACUGCAAGAGACUAGCACCACCCCAGGUCCUGAUGGAGAGUGAAGACUGAGGCUAUCCUGCCUGUCCUUGUCACCUCAGGCCACAAGCUCAGCUUCACUGACCGACAACUGGUCAUCAGGUUCGCACCUCAGUCUGUCACUAAGAGAGCUAAAAAGGUGGCCUCAUGGAGGACUGCCUGCUUUGUUUCUGUUUCUUAACUUGUAAUGUAGUUCCUGGCCAAAAUCAGAAACUCCUCCUUCAUGCUUUUGCAUUGUAGGGUCUUCAACACCUUAGCGCGAGGUUAGGAAAAUUUUCUAACUGUGGUUGUGUGCUCUCAACCUUGCAUUAAUUUUUUUUUCUUGGAAGACUUGGAUCUUUCUGGGUGUCAUUAAUACUGCACCACAUAGCAUAUUUUGAACUGUCUGUUCACAAUGUUCUGAGCUUAUUCCUAAGGCAGCAUUUCUUUUCUUCUCUAUUUUUUAUUUUCUUUUGUCUCAUCAUGGUUUGCAUACGUGGCUAAUCUUUUGUGUAGCCAUGCAUUUACAUACAUCAGAAUGCUCACCCGUGCCUCAGAUACUGGACAUGAGAGCCUGAAUAAAGUAUCCCUGUGGUAAAGC
Messenger RNA from Mus musculus (house mouse), 1360 nucleotides. RefSeq names its product RIKEN cDNA 1700031F05 gene. NCBI's taxonomy places the organism in Eukaryota, Metazoa, Chordata, Mammalia, Rodentia, Muridae. The transcript has 7 exons. Bases 231 to 806 code for a protein of 191 amino acids. The record is from RefSeq and is marked validated.